Phycomyces blakesleeanus NRRL 1555(-) is the source of this 1218-nucleotide messenger RNA. RefSeq lists its product as hypothetical. The coding region runs from base 1 to 1218 and encodes 405 amino acids. NCBI's taxonomy places the organism in Eukaryota, Fungi, Mucoromycota, Mucoromycetes, Mucorales, Phycomycetaceae. The record is from RefSeq and is a predicted model, not a curated record. The transcript has 9 exons. Gene Ontology annotation, biological process: protein dephosphorylation. Gene Ontology annotation, molecular function: protein serine/threonine phosphatase activity; cation binding.
AUGGCUACGAACAUGCAUCGAACUAUUUCGCAAGUCACAAAGCAAUCCUUAAUACGAUCCUUUAAUACUACUUCCUCGAGACUAUCCCAAAACUAUUAUCUCGCCAAAGCACACAAUAGCAACGAUCUAUUGCGCCUUGGUUUUACAAAAUCUAAACAGCUUGUAGGUGCCUUGAGUUCACGAGGCACAAGAGAAAAGAAUGAAGACGAGUGGAGUGCAGUGACACUUGAACUUCCAGCAGGCAAGAAUUUGCGUACAAUGGACAGAACAUCCAAUAGAGCUUAUUUUGGAAUCUUUGAUGGGCAUGGUGGUCCAGCUGUUUCAGAGUGGUUAGCAAAUUCACUGCAUGAACGAAUUGAAACGGUUUCGUUGGAUGAUUUGCCCGAGCUUUUGAAAAGGCUUAGAGCGUUUGGUGGAUACUUUAAGCGAUUCAAGAUUCCGGGCAUUUUUAAAAAUCUUGUGGAUCAAGAAGGCCGCCGGCUUUCCGGAGUGACAGAUACUGACAUGAGUGUGGAGCAAAGAAUUAUGCUUGGAUUCUUGAUGUCUGAUGUGUAUUGUAUUGACAGUCUACUGAAAACUGAUGGUAAGCAGCAGGAACACGAGGGAUCCACCGGAAGUAUAGCCAUUGUAGAACCUCAUGAUGACAGGGCAUUUUGGGAAAGCCAACGUUACGAUAUCAUUGUGGGGCAUGUGGGUGACACUCGUAUUUUGGUUUGUGAAUCUUGCUCGGGUGAAGCAGUUGCCUUAACUACCGGAGACCACCAUCCUGGUAACCCACUUGAACAAGAGCGUCUGAGAAAGUUGGCUGGUUAUGUGACUACAGACUCGUGGGGUGAUGAUCGGAUACUUGGAUUACUGGCUACCAGUAGAGCGUUUGGAGAUUCCAAACUCAAGCGAUAUGGCGUGUCUUCUGAACCAGACAUUGUGCGCCACACAAUCGAUUCCAAAAAUCCGGCUGCAUUUAUGGUAUUAGUGACAGACGGAGUGACUUCGGUGAUGUCCGACCAAGAAGUUGUUGAUAUUGUUAAGCAAUACAAGGACCCUACUACAUCUGCUAAACACAUCGUGGACAUUUGCGACCAAUUCGGAAGCGAAGACAAUAUCACGGCCGUGGUUGUUCGGUUGAAGGAUUGGGGAGCCAGAAUGAACGAUUUGACUUUGGAUUUACGGAAGUAUCGCCUUGCAAACUCGCCCAUGAGUAGUAGACAAUCUUGGUAA